Molecule: messenger RNA, 3713 nt
Organism: Brienomyrus brachyistius
Lineage: Eukaryota; Metazoa; Chordata; Actinopteri; Osteoglossiformes; Mormyridae
Product: guanine nucleotide-binding protein G(I)/G(S)/G(T) subunit beta-3-like
Exons: 10
Coding region: 2266-3288 (340 amino acids)
Biological process (GO): G protein-coupled receptor signaling pathway
Cellular component (GO): heterotrimeric G-protein complex; cytoplasm
Molecular function (GO): signaling receptor complex adaptor activity; protein binding
Source: RefSeq, a predicted model, not a curated record
CCAAAAGACAUCUCAGGCAAUUACUUCAGGAAUAUUAUUAUCAUUAAUAUUAUCCUUGUUGUUUUUGUUGGUAAUUUGGAGGGGCAUGUCCUGCAGAGCAUUUUGCAUCAGGAGAGGUCAAGAGAGAAACCCAUCCAUCCAUCUUCUGAACCCACUUAUCCUGUAGAGGGUCAUGGGGGUCUGGGGCCUAUUCCAGGAGCAACAUUCCACAUCGGGGAACGACCCAGGAAAGGGGCACCAACCCAUCACAGCCUUCCAAAUUUUGUUAGGAUUACCGAGUGGGAGGGGUGACAGGAUCAGUCCAGAGGCAGCCUGCAAACCCGGAAACAAGACUAAGUACAUUGUUACAUAAUGCCAUCCUUCCACAAAAGGGAAGUAGGCAGGAUUUUCUGAUUGUCAAGUCAGGUAGGUUGAUUUGUCAGCUCAGCCAUAUACGUAGUACACAGUGAAACGACACAUUGUUCCUCCAGGACCAAGGUGCACAAAAAAAACAAAACGACAGAAACAACACAGUGCAGUCGACAGUAGUAAGCGUGCUGGUUUGAAUGGAUUUUUGAAUAAAUAGUAUUAUUACAGAUAUUAUGACAUGAACCGUAUUCUAUCAGCAGGACAGCAAUAAAUAGUAAAUAAAAGUGCAAAUAACAGUAGCAGCAGGACAGUGUACAGUGUAUAACAAACUGUAUAUGAAAUACAGUUUGUGAUUCAGUUCUGAUUCAGAAGUCUGAUGGCCUGAGGGAAGGCAUGCUGGCAGUGAAGGCUUGUAUGCUACAGAACCUUUUGCCAGAUGGAAGAGAGUGUGGGAAGGGUGUAUGGUCCACAGUGCGGGUGGCUUUGCGGAUGCAGCGUGACGUGUAAAUGUCUGUGACAGGAGAGUGACCCCGAUGAUGCGGCAGAGGGGAGAGAGGCCCCCAUGAUGUAGCAGAAGGGAGAGAGGCCCCGGUGAUGCAACAGAGAGGAGAGAGGCCCCCAUGAUGCGACAUUGGGGAGAGAGGCCCCCAUGAUGUAGCAGAAGGGAGAGAGGCCCCGGUGAUGUAGCAGAGGGGAGAGAGGCCCCCAUGAUGCGACAGAGGGGAGAGAGGCCCCCGUGAUGCGGUAGAGGGGAGAGAGGCCCCCAUGAUGCGACAGAGGGAAGAGAGGCCCCCAUGAUGCGACAGAGGGGAGAGAGGCCCCAGUGAUGCGGUAGAGGGGAGAGAGACCCCCAUGAUGCAACAGAGGGGAGAGAGGCCCCCAUGAUGCGACAGAGGGGAGAGAGGCCCCAGUGAUGCGACAGAGGGGAGAGGUUGUUGUUUCCACACCAGUCAAAUCCAGUUUCCAUUACAGUAAAGCACUUCACCAUCACUGGGUCUCUCCGUCACAAUAAAGCACUGCACCCUUAGUGGGCCUAUCCAUUCCAGUAAAGCACUACCCCUUCACCAAGCUUGUCCAUUACAAUAAAGCACUGCACCAUCACCGGGCCCUUUCAAUUACAGUAAAGCACUGCACCAUCACCAGGCCUAUAAAUUACAGUAAAGCACUGCACCAUCACCGGGCCCUUUCAAUUACAGUAAAGCACUGCACCAUCACCAGGCCUAUAAAUUACAGUAAAGCACUGCACCAUCACCGGGCCCUUUCAAUUACAGUAAAGCACUGCACCAUCACCAGGCCUAUAAAUUACAGUAAAGCACUGCACCAUCACCGGGCCCUUUCAAUUACAGUAAAGCACUGCACCAUCACCAGGCCUAUAAAUUACAGUAAAGCACUGCACCAUCACCGGGCCUUUCAGUUACAGUGAAUCACCGCAGCAUCACUGGGCCUCACUGUUACAGUAAAGUAUUGCAUCAUUACCAGGCCUCUCCUUUACAAUAAAACUGCUGGCAGCUCUUCUGCUCAGCUUUCACAUGCCUGUUUUUCAUCCACUGUCUUGCCCUUUGCAUUUUUCACUUUCCACCUCCUUUGACCUGACUUCCUUCAUCAAUCCAUUUACCUGUCUCACUCACUCCCCCACUCUUCUUCUCUCUGUUGUGGGCUUAUCCCUUCAUCCCUGAUCUCCCUUCAUCCCUUUCAAUCCCCAUCGGUGUGGCUCACAGGGAGAAGUAUGAGCAAAGGGAAGUAAGAUAGGUGACUCCCAGCAGGUGCCGGGAGAAACAGACUGAGAAGAAGCUGUGCAGGGAGCAGAGAAGCUUGGUCUCCCAGGAAGGCGCGGGAGCGAGCAGAGAGAGCCCCAGCCGCGGUAAAGAACAGUACACUGUUGGGAGAAAAGGCUGACAGCCCUUAGCGGCCAGUGCCAUGGGGGAGAUGGAGCAGAUGCGCAAAGAGGCUGAGAGCCUGAAAGAGCAGAUUGCGGCAGCUCGCAAAGCAGUCCAGGACACAACCCUGCAGGCGAUGGUGGAAGGGACGGCCACAGUCAGCCGAGUCCAGCCAAAGACCAGGAAGACUUUGAAAGGUCACCUGGCAAAAAUCUAUGCCAUGCACUGGUCCUCAGACUCCAGGUUAUUGAUCAGUGCAUCACAGGAUGGCAAGCUCAUUGUCUGGGAUGGCUACACCACUAACAAGAUAUUUGCCAUCCCUCUCAAGUCUUCAUGGGUGAUGACAUGUGCUUUUGCACCCUCGGGGAACCUGGUAGCCAGCGGUGGCCUAGACAAUGUGUGCACCGUCUACAACCUCAAGGGCAAGGAUGGCAAUGUCAGGACCUUGAAGGAGCUCGAUGCUCACACAGGAUAUCUGUCAUGUUGCCGCUUCCUCAGUGAUGGCGAAAUCAUCACAAGCUCUGGUGACACUACUUGUGCUCUUUGGGACAUAGAGACUGGCAAGCAGAAGACAGUCUUCAUGAACCACGUCGGUGACUGCAUGUCCCUGGCUCUCUCUUCGGACAUGAACUUCUUUGUCUCGGGAGCUUGUGACUCCCAAGCCAAGCUCUGGGACAUCCGGGAUGGCACCUGUAAGCAGACCUUUCAAGGACAUACCAGCGACAUCAACGCCAUCGCGUUCGUUCCCUCUGGGACCGCCAUGGUAACCGGCUCUGAUGAUGCCACCUGCAAGAUGUAUGACCUGCGCUCUGACCAAGAGCUCAUCACCUACCAGGACUCCAGCAUCGCCUGUGGAGUCACAUCAGUGGCCCUGUCUCUCUCUGGCCGGCUCAUCAUGGCCGGGUAUGAUGACUUCAACUGCAACAUCUGGGAUUCUCUCAAGGCUGAGAGAGUAGGUGUCCUGGCGGGCCAUGACAACAGAGUAAGCUGCACCGGGGUGCCACCAGACGGCAUGUGUGUCUGCACAGGAUCUUGGGAUAGCUUUCUGAAGAUCUGGAACUAAGCUGCUGUACCAGAGCCAAGUGGAGAGAGACAGGGAGAGAGGUGUUGAUGGAGUGAAAGGGGGAAUUACUGCAAGCGAAACAACCGGAUUUGAUCCAUGUGAACUGAGAACUAUGGUGUAAAAGUUAUGUUCAGAAUUCCAAAUGAGCCCCUAUGUCUCUCUCUCCCUCCUUCCAGUUUAUAAAACCCCGCCUGGGAGCCCAGUAAGCCCAUAUAAUGCAGAAACAUUAAUAAGGCGCAAGACAAAUGUGCAGAAGCUUCUGCCACUACUAACACCACAGUCAUGACUGUGGCAAAUAUAACAGUAUUAAAAAUGUUGUCAAAAACCUUUGAGGUAUUAUCAUAGCAAGAUUAAACAGCAUAUCAUUUGUUUUUGAAGGUUUCUAAAAUGAUGGAAGAAUAUCUAAUAAAAGUUUAGCAUUGCAA